GCUGGAAAAUUUUAACCGCAAAACAUAAAAUUUGAAUUGAAUUAUGUGUUUGAGUGUGGAUUUAUUCAAAUAUCGAGAAGGAAUUUUUGUAUGUUUGGAUUAAUAUGUGAAUUGAUAGAAAAAAUAUAUUCAAUUUAAAUCAACAGCAAGUAUAGCGGACAAACAAUUGUUAUUAACAUAAAUCCCGACCAAAUAUUUAGUGUUUGUGCUCUACUCAGCAAUAUGACGAUGCGAUAAAGGAGCUGAAGGAAAAAAAUUCUAUACAUCUGUAGGAAACUUUUUUUGGUUCUAUUUGGCAGCAGUUGAAGUCUAACGAGCAAACUAAUAAUCAAAUCGAUAUUUUUCAACUUUUUUUGUGUAUUCACGUAUCUAACAUAUAUAUUUUUUGGGGUAAAAGUUCUUAAAGAGCAUUAUCAGACAACGAGAGGAACAAGGGUGAGAACAAGAUACAAGAUUUGAUGUUAGAUUAAGAACAUAAAUUAAGGAUUACACAGCAAUCAUCAAAUUACAAAUUAUUCGGAUUGAAUAAUUAAUUAAACAGCUAGCAAUUAUCACCCUCACGAAUGUUCGAGAAAUGAUGAUACAAUCGAGGUGUAAAUUCAAAGUGAAGCGUCAAUAUAGGAGUAGUUUAGGGAGAGACAUAGCAACAUGCUUAACUUAUUCAACACUUGUUAUAGGAUUAGUGUUAAUGCAAUACGAUUACGUGUCAGCAUUUGAGCCUGAUUUCGUCUUUCCACUAGAGAAUGUAACAGUUGCUCAAGGACGAGAUGCGACAUUUACAUGUGUAGUUAAUAAUUUAGGUGGUUAUAGGGUGAGUGGUGAAUCCGGGUCCCCUGCUAGGGUUGCGUGGAUAAAGGCUGAUGCCAAAGCAAUUUUGGCAAUUCAUGAACAUGUCAUUACUAAUAAUGGACGUCUCUCAGUCACUCACAAUGAUUUCAAUACGUGGACAUUAAACAUAAAGAGUGUAAAAAUGGAAGAUCGAGGGCAGUACAUGUGUCAGGUGAAUACAGAUCCGAUGAAAAUGCAGACUGCUUUCUUGGAAGUUGUGAUUCCACCUGAUAUUGUGUAUGAAGAGACAUCGGGAGACAUGAUGGUUCCCGAAGGUGGAUCAGCGAAAUUAGUAUGUAAGGCUCGAGGAUAUCCAAAACCCAAAAUUACUUGGAAACGUGAGGAUGGUCGUGAAAUAAUCGCAAGAACAGGUCCUCAUGGAAAAACUAAAUCACAUCAAGUUGAAGGUGAAAUGUUGUCACUCACGAAAAUCACGAGAUCUGAAAUGGGAGCAUAUUUAUGCAUAGCAUCAAACAGUGUUCCUCCAUCCGUGUCCAAAAGAAUGAAAGUUCAAGUACAUUUUCAUCCACUGAUACAGGUGCCUAACCAGCUCGUGGGUGCCCCUCUCCUUACAGAUGUGACGUUAAUUUGCAAUGUUGAAGCGUCUCCAAAAGCCAUCAAUUAUUGGCAGCGCGAAAAUGGCGAGAUGAUAAUCUCAAAUGAUCGCUACUUAAUGUCAGAAAUAGAAAACUCAAUGUAUGCUGUACAAAUGACUUUAGUAUUACGAAAAACACAAAAAUCUGAUUUUGGUGGAUAUAAAUGCAUUUCAAAAAACAGCAUUGGAGAUGCAGAGGGCACAAUACGAUUGUAUGAAAUGGAACUGCACAAGAAGAAGCCAAAUCGUUACAAUAAUUAUGACGAUAUUAACGGAUCAAAUGACGAGGAUAAUGAAGCAAUUCGGAGUGAAGACCAAAAUGAUGAAAGCAUAUUUGGCAGUAAUGGGCGACUCUUUAAGGACGCACAAUCGAAUCUCAUUAACAGCAGCAAAGCAUCAACUAGUAACUUUUUAUUAAUUGUAUCAUUCAUUUCGCCCGUGUUUAGCGUAAUUUUAUCUAAAUUAUUAUCGAUUACUUUAUAGUAAAUCCCUUACACGGUGUGCCAUUCCUAUUAAUUAUGGUAUUAAAUUUAAUUAAUAUGAUGAAUUUUUGUUGUUAAGGAAUUUGAGAGUACAUUGAAGUGCAUAAUUUUAUGGAUCGUGAAACUGGUUGACUGUAAAUG
This is a messenger RNA of Chironomus riparius, 2046 nucleotides long. The record is from the annotation of a GenBank genome assembly. Lineage: Eukaryota; Metazoa; Arthropoda; Insecta; Diptera; Chironomidae.